AUGGACCAGCCAUCUCCCGAGGACUACUAUAACCUAGGUGACUAUCGUCGGAAUGUGAGCACAAUAAACGAACAUGCCCAACUUUGGUUUAGUCGGGGCUUAAUCUGGGCCUACGCCUUCAAUCACGAAGAAUCUAUCCGAUGCUUUGAAAAGGUUGUCGAACUCGACCCGACAUGCGCUAUGGGAUACUGGGGCAUUUCCCUUGCUCUAGGGCCUAACUAUAACAAGCCAUGGCAGCUCUUCGACGGAGAAGAUCUCUCCGCCACCACGACUCGCGCCCAUCGCGCGAUCCUAGAGGCGAAGAAGCACGCUCCCACCGCGACCCCAUUGGAGAAUGCUCUUAUCGAUGCAUUGCAGCACCGGUAUCCCCAAGAGCAGCCCGUAGAAGACUGCACGGAAUGGGAUAAAAAAUACGCCGAGGCAAUGACAUCAGUGUACAAUGAGUACCCGGAUGACCUCGACGUGACUGCGCUGUACUGCGAUGCGCUGAUGAACCUGACCCCGUGGGGUCUUUGGAACGUGAAGACCGGCGAGGCCACGCCAGGAGCAAAAACUUUCGAGGCGAAAAAAGCCCUAGAUCGAGUCUUGGAACGAGACGAAUCCUUCGAUCAUCCAGGUAUCUUGCAUCUCUAUAUCCAUCUGAUGGAAAUGUCCCCGACGCCUGAAAUUGCCCUGCCGAUAGCAGAGUAUCUGCGUGGUCUUGUGCCAGAUGCUGGUCAUCUGGAGCACAUGCCUUCCCAUAUCGCUGUCUUGUGCGGCGAGUACAAACACGCAGUGGCAGAUAAUACCUCUGCAAUCCGGGCAGACGAGAAGUUCCUUGUCAACCAGCCACUGGGCCACUUCUAUAAUCUGUACCGUGCACACGAUUAUCAUUUCCGGAUGUAUGCUGCUAUGCUGGGUGGCCGAUCGAAGGUCGCACUUGAGUCUGGGGCCGAGCUCGCGCGGAUAAUAACCGAGCCUCUCCUGCGCGUCGAGUCCCCACCGAUGGCAGACUGGUUGGAGGGCUUUGUUGCCAUGCAGAUGCAUGGGUUUGUGCGCUUCGGUCGCUGGGAUGAGAUCAUUGCCGCAGAGCUGCCGGAGGAUGCAGAGCUGUACUGUGUCACCACAGCUAUGAUGCACUAUGCAAAGGGCAUCGCAUUCGCGGCGACCGGCUGUGUUUCAGAGGCGGAGAAAGAGCGGGAAUGGUUUUUACGGGCAAUGAAACUUGUGCCGGCUUCGAGGACGAUCUUCAAUAACCGCUGUGUCGAUAUUCUCCGUGUUGGUGAGGCGAUGCUCGAUGGCGAGAUUGCGUAUCGCCGUGGCGAAUACGAUACUGCAUUUUCAUAUCUCCGGGAUGCUGUUCAGAGGGAUGAUUCGUUGCCGUAUGAUGAGCCGUGGGGCUGGAUGCAGCCCACUAGACACGCGCUGGGGGCAUUGUUGCUCGAACAGGAUCGUGUUGAGGAGGCUGCGGCUGUAUAUUCUGCGGACCUUGGAGUCGACACAUCUUUACCUCGAGCUUUGAGACAUCCGGGUAAUGUAUGGGCUUCGCAUGGGUAUCAUGAGUGUUUGGUCAAGAUGGGUCGCAAAUAUGAGGCGCGUGCCAUGUUACCGCAACUGAAGAGUAAUUUAGCCUGGGCGGAUGUGCCUAUCAAAUCGUCGUGUUUCUGUCGGCAGAGGACUGAGUGA
Messenger RNA from Penicillium mononematosum, 1665 nucleotides. Its product is annotated as tetratricopeptide repeat protein. The coding region runs from base 1 to 1665 and encodes 554 amino acids. Gene Ontology annotation, cellular component: intracellular anatomical structure. NCBI's taxonomy places the organism in Eukaryota, Fungi, Ascomycota, Eurotiomycetes, Eurotiales, Aspergillaceae. The transcript has a single exon. Gene Ontology annotation, molecular function: protein binding. The record is from RefSeq and is a predicted model, not a curated record.